AUCAAUUAAUCCGUUAAAAUGGCUGAUCUAGAGUAAUCAAUCGAAGUAAGAAUAGAUAAAUUCGAAUGUAUUCUAUUAAAUGAUAGUUUUAUAGCUGAUUUAAAUAGAGUAAGUUUAUAAUAAGAUGCACUUCUACCACUACUUUAAAUGAUUGAAUAUAUUCCAUCAAUUUAACGAACAGAAGCAAAUGUAAAAUAAGUAUAAAAAAAAUAAGAUGUGAAUGAAUAGAAAUAAGGAAGGCUUGUAUACAAUAUAUUCAUAAAUAAUUUAGGAAAGAUGUGCAGAAAGAAAAUUAAGAGAAAUUGAAUCUAUGCCUUAGAAACCUUAAUUAGAAGUUUAAUAAGUUGAUUAAAGAAUUAAAGAUCUUGAAUCUUCAAUUAAUUGUUUAUAUAGGUAAUAAUAAUUAAUAACAAUAGGUGGUAUGAGGCAAAAUUGAGAGAAGGUUCUCAAUAAAUUGUUCGUAGUAUUGAUGAUAAAUUAGGAACUGAUCCAAAUGCAGAAUUUAAUGACUAAUUAUUAAUUGUCGUGAAUUAAACUAUUAAAAAUGCACUUGAUAAAAUGAGCGAAGAUUUUAGAGGCUAACUUUGUGAAAUUAGAUAAAUGCUAUGAUUUUAUAUAUAUUAACUGUUAAAUAAUAUUAA
Molecule: messenger RNA, 641 nt
Organism: Paramecium sonneborni
Lineage: Eukaryota; Ciliophora; Oligohymenophorea; Peniculida; Parameciidae
Source: the annotation of a GenBank genome assembly